Cutaneotrichosporon oleaginosum is the source of this 537-nucleotide messenger RNA. RefSeq lists its product as uncharacterized. NCBI's taxonomy places the organism in Eukaryota, Fungi, Basidiomycota, Tremellomycetes, Trichosporonales, Trichosporonaceae. The record is from RefSeq and is a predicted model, not a curated record.
AUGCCGGCAACCCCAGACACUCACGUGCGCGACCUCUACGACUCCCUCGCCGAGAAGGGUUUCUCCGACGGCGGCGAGAGCCCAGCAGCUUCUCCUCCCCUCGGAUCCAGCGAGUUCAAGGGCAGCGUCACUGUCCAGAACGUCGGACGCGCAAUCGCAAGCCGCGCAGCACGCACAGCACGCCGCGGCAACCUCCCCUUCCUUGUUAUCUUCCUCAUCGCCCUCUUCGUCUUCUUUGGAGCCCUAGCCGGCGUAGGCUACGUCGACCCCGACGCUGCCUCCGCCCUGCCCGAGAACGAGUUCAUCGUCGGCGGGCCAGUCUUCGACGCCUCCGAAGGCCAGCUCCGCGAGCUCCAGAUCCAGGAGCAGCGCGAGCGCGAGCAGCACUGGCUCAAGAAGCAGCGUCCCAACUCUGGUGCAUGGAUGCGCAAGCACCGCGAGGACGGCGCCGUCCGCGUGCGGCCCGGGCACAAGUCGGAGGCGUGGAUCGGCGACGAAGCGCCCGUCGACGGCGAGGUCAUCCCCAACCCCUCCUAA